Dimorphilus gyrociliatus is the source of this 2860-nucleotide messenger RNA. NCBI's taxonomy places the organism in Eukaryota, Metazoa, Annelida, Polychaeta, Dinophilidae. The record is from the annotation of a GenBank genome assembly.
CAUAUGCCCUUACACGUGUUUUCCUUCUUUUUAAGUCUAUAACAAUGAUAUUUUACUCUACUCAAAUCACAGUGACCCAGAUAGAAGACUGAUUACGGUAGAACACGUUCCGAAAGGAGAAUGGAAAGGCUUAGUAUUGAAGAUAAUUCCGACGAUGAAUUAUUGCUGGCCGCUGAAGAGAUUAUCAAGGAUAGUGGAAACGCUGUUGAAGCCGUCGGAGGAGGAGGAGGAGUAGAAGAAGGUGUUGUUGGAAGAGUUGUAAGAUCGACGCUGGGUAUUGGAGCGAUAAAACGUGCAAUAUUGGGAAUUGGACUUAUUGGAGGAGCGGUUGGAGCGACAAAAGCAAUAGAGGAAGGAAUUCAGGCAGAAUCUCUAGGACCGACAGUAACCGAUGAUGACCAUUUCGCUAGGAGGAUCAAAGAGAAUUCAGAAAUGCAUUUCGGUUUAGAAGAGGAACUAAUUCAAGAAGUGAUGAGAGUGAAAUUGGAAAGAGAAAAGGGUCAAAUGCACAAAAGUAUCCUAGAAGCGGCUGAAGAUACAAUCUUCCUUGUAAAAAAGUUAAGAGAACCGUAAAUUCAAAGAUAAACUUUUAUUAAUCUCUUCAAUUUUAGUUAAUGAUACAACAACUGAGAAUAAAAUGGAAAAAAGUAUGGAAAAUAAAAACCGAUUAAAAAUACAUUACUAUAAUAAAUUAUUUAUAAAGGUUAUUAUUAUGUCUGUUGUGUGAUAUUUCGAAUUGAAUAGAGAUAUUUUAUAAUCCAUAAUAAAUUGUCAAACAGCCGACAAUAAAUAAUCUAUACAACUCAUUUUAAUGAAUAAUUAAAGAGACGUUACAGUUAUUUUAUCUUCAUUUCUAAUGAAACUUUUUGCUAAGAAGAGUAGUAAAGGGAAUAUUUAAUAUGAGAAUCUUCUUUCAAUUUAUCAUCAUUUUUGGUUUCCUUACCGGAAAGAUUGAAUCUAUGUUGAAUAUGUAUUUAAAUACUAUUGAAGUUGCUUUGAAGGUUUACAGAGAUUCCAGUAGUACGGCCAAUAAUUUCCAUAUACGAAAUACAAUGGACGGAAGCUCUUUGGAAUGGAAAUCCGAUUUCAAUACUCCAAAUAAAUAUCUAGAAACGUUAAAUUUCACUAUGAGAGGAGAGUUUAGUAUUGUUAAAAUACGAUUUCUGCAGACGAGAUUAAAUAGGGAAAAAAUCUCUGUUACAUUCUUAAUGAAAGAUAAUAGUAAUAAUAAGAGUUUUGUAUACGAAGUAAAUAGAGGAUGGAAUGAAUUUCAUUUGGAAGAUGCUAUUACACCUCAAAAGAUUAUUUUACGAUUAAACGAAUCGGAUUAUGAUGAAUUUUCCGUUGGCGAAUUUCAGGCUUUCACUCGAGUUCAAACCUAUUCGUCCUGCCUUGAAAUGUCGAAACAUAAUCCACUCGAUUCGUCUACGCUAACCUUUAUUCACGAAACAAUCAAUUUAACUAUGCACAACGUGGCAAGUACAGAGUUGGGCGCCGUUUGUCAAUCGUCGAGCGGAAAGUGUUUGUCGGCAAUUCAGGAUCGUAUUAAUAUUUUUGACGAAAUGUGGUUAGCCUCCGACAACAAUAACGAGAUAAAACCUUUCAUAAAGAUAACAUUUUUCAAACGUUAUCUUAUUGAGGAGAUAAGGAUAAAUCAACCGCUCUCCAAUACAAUUCCUACAAUUGAUAUUCUAAAUGAACAGAGUAGAUUUGUAAUGAUCAUCAAUUCAAUAUCUCAAUGGUCACAUCAAUCUUUAUCUAUCUAUACAAAGUGGCUAAAUUUUCAAUUCGAUAGGAGUAAGGGUACUUUCGAAGGAGUCUUUGAAAUAGAGGCAAUGUCACGUACACCUCGAGUAGCUGCUGCAGUAUUCUGCGCAAAGGAUGAAGAUGAUAAUAAAGCCUUUAGAACUGUAAACGAGAAUAUACUUCAACAAUUCACAAGAGCCAUUAAGUCUGAUAGCAAUUCGUAUUGUUCCGGCUAUCUGGAUUAUUAUAAAGGUUUUAAUGAAAAUGGACUUGAAGCAACUAAAAUAAACGCCGAUUAUUGUUUCCAAGCAAUAACAGUCUAUUGUAAAGGAGUUGCUGUUACCGAUCAAUUCUACUUUGACCUCUACGGAAUGAACGGUCAUAGGAUAAGGUUUUUCAAUUCAACUAGUCAAUGCUUUACUAAUGAAAGUUUGUCAUGCAUGUGCACUAAUAAUAUCAAUAAUGAUACAAUUAUUCACGGUUACGUUAAUCUAUCAACAAAGAAUCUACCUAUUGUAAAAGCAUGCUUGACAAAACGACAAAAUGAUCCGGUGACUAUAACUUUAUCACUUAAACGAUUCAUUUGCUAUUCGUACGAUAAUUCAAUUACGUCAGAUAAUCAGAUUAUCGUUGAUAACGAUCUGGAAACAUGCUAUCCAAUAAGAGUUAACCGUUUCGAUGAAAUAGCUAUACGUAAGAGUUAUAAUAGUAGUUUAAAAGUUCAAUUAUGGAUUAGGGAUGAAAAUCGUUACCCAUCCUGCGAAACUAUAGAUUUAUGGAAACAUUCCAAAGGUCAUACCUGCAAUAAUAAUGAGAAUAAUUAUCAAAAAUGUCAUCUUUCCAAUGAAUAUCUUUCUCAUCAAACCUAUGGCAAAACUUGCGAAUUCCAGUGUCAGCAAUCCGUUAUAGAUACAUUAUUAAUUAUCUAUAAAAUGACUAAUUAUGCUAAUCUACUGCAAAUAUGUGAAAUUACUAUAACACAAUUGGAUUCAUUUUUGAUCUAAUAUUAAUAUUUUACAUCGUAUUCUAAUGUCAUACAUAUUCGACUUUUUAACUACAUCCUACUCUUUAUUAUCAAUAGCAUUGAUUUAUAUAGGUCUUUUAUUCGUUCCGU